AAUCAAAUUGAAAAUUAUUAUGUAUAUGAAAAGAACCUGAAUAUCAAUUUUAUUAGAGUCAGAACGAUUCCGAAGGCGAAUAUUCUUAGAGUUUACCGCACGCAGACCAAGUUUGCGAUAUGGGUUCCUUCAAAUCCUCGUGGUGCUGAAAUGUUGCCACCGGGUAUUGUUGCUGCUGAAUCAGACUUUUAUUUGCGCAGAUUAUGGGGGUUACCGCAUGAGGAUUUGACCAGCCAACCAAGAUACCUUGUAACGUUUACAGUGGGUAUUAAUCAGAAAGAAAAUAUUGAUGCUUGUGUCAAGAAGUUUUCAGGGAAUGAGUUUGAAUGGUCGAAGACUGCUAUACACAUUAGCGUGCGAAAGCAGACAAAAUGGUGGUAUGCAAAGAGGUUUUUGCACCCUGAUAUUGUAGCACGAUAUGAUUAUAUAUUCAUCUGGGAUGAAGACCUUGGGGUACAUAAAGCUGGUGAAGAAGCUUUGAAUCUUUUCAGGAUAACAGAAGAAAGACCUGGAUGGUGUUCAGAUCCUCAUCUCCCUCCGUGUGCUGCAUUCGUCGAGAUCAUGGCUCCUGUAUUUUCAAGAGAUGCUUGGCGAUGCGUUUGGCACGUGAUCCAGAAUGAUUUGGUUCACGGUUGGGGACUUGAUUUUGCACUCAGAAGAUGUGUUGAGCCUGCACAUGAGAAGAUAGGAGUCGUAGAUGCUCAGUGGGUUGUUCAUCAAUCUUUUCCUUCCCUUGGCAACCAAGGUGAGGCAACGGACGGGAAAGCGCCAUGGCAAGGGGUGAGGGAAAGAUGCAAAAAGGAAUGGACAAUGUUCCAGAGUAGAAUGGCUAACGCGGAGAAGGAUUAUUUCAAAUCCUUACAAGUAGAAGGCUCCUCAAAUUCAACAGCAACAACCAUUUAAAAUAGGAGAGUACUUUAAGUAGCCACAAGCUGACAGAUUCAGUUUUACUAGUGCGAUAUAUCUUGCAUUUACAUAUAGAGUUCUGUAUAUGUUAAUGUAGUAGAUAUUACCCAUCACUACAAAAUCAUCACCAUUUUCCAUCGAAUAAACAAAAAAGAUGAAUGUUUUGAUCCAGUAUAAAGCACUUGUGUAUAU
Molecule: messenger RNA, 1098 nt
Organism: Arabidopsis arenosa
Lineage: Eukaryota; Viridiplantae; Streptophyta; Magnoliopsida; Brassicales; Brassicaceae
Source: the annotation of a GenBank genome assembly